Molecule: messenger RNA, 8674 nt
Organism: Mirounga angustirostris (Northern elephant seal)
Lineage: Eukaryota; Metazoa; Chordata; Mammalia; Carnivora; Phocidae
Gene: SCN4A
Product: sodium voltage-gated channel alpha subunit 4
Exons: 25
Coding region: 612-6143 (1843 amino acids)
Biological process (GO): sodium ion transmembrane transport; neuronal action potential; membrane depolarization during action potential
Cellular component (GO): axon; plasma membrane; voltage-gated sodium channel complex
Molecular function (GO): protein binding; voltage-gated sodium channel activity
Source: RefSeq, a predicted model, not a curated record
CCAGCCCCGCGGUCCGGGCCGAGCCCGAGCACACCCGGUGAGGGAAGCACGGCCCAGGCUCCCACCUGAAGAUUGGCCCAGUCCUCAGGUUUCACUCAUGACCCUGUGACAUCAGCGGCAGCAGCUGUCCCCGCCGGCCGGCCCCCCGGCCAAGUCCCCCAGAGUCCCAGCCCCAGCCCGAGGUGGGCACGGCGCUCCAGGCUCGGCCGCAAGCACUCCGCUCCUGUCCAGCGGCCGACGCCGCACAGUUCUGGAGCUUGGGCCCAGGAAGCGGUGGAGGGCACUGGGGCAUUGGCCCCAAGUCCCCAGCACCGAAGAGGACCUGGUGGGUUUGCUGUGGGUCCCAAGGGCAGCCAACCCCCUGCUGGGGAGAGUGUGGUGCAGGCCCGGGGGUGAUGCUCUUGUGUCCAGCACCCAGGCCCUGCAGGCACAGCUCCCAGUCCCGACAGGCCUUGCGCGCUGACCACCCCGGCCUGGCCCCGGGGCAGGCAGGAGGUGAGUAGCAGACAGCAGGCCCAGGGCGGGGGAGCCGCCAAGCACCCGGGGGGCGGCACACUGCAGCCGCCCCGGCGACCCGCCACCCUCCCAGCCGCCGAGCCCAGGAUGCGAGAAUGGCCAGCUCAUCUCUGCCCACCCUGGUGCCUCUGGGCCCUGAGAGCCUGCGCCCCUUCACCCGGGAGUCCCUGGCAGCCAUAGAGCGGCGGGUGCAGGAGGAGGAGGCCCGGCAGCAGCGGAACAAGCAGAUGGAGAUCGAGGAGUCUGAAAGAAAGCCGCGCAGCGACCUGGAGGCCGGCAAGAACCUGCCCCUCAUCUACGGGGACCCCCCACCGGAGGUCAUCGGCAUCCCCCUGGAGGACCUGGACCCCUACUACAGCGACAAGAAGACCUUCAUCGUCCUUAACAAGGGCAAGGCCAUCUUCCGCUUCUCUGCUACGCCCGCCCUCUACAUGCUGAGCCCCUUCAGCAUCAUCAGACGCUGCGCCAUCAAAGUGCUCAUCCACUCGCUGUUCAGCAUGUUCAUCAUGAUCACCAUCCUGACCAACUGUGUGUUCAUGACCAUGAGCAACCCGCCUUCCUGGUCCAAGCACGUGGAGUACACAUUCACGGGGAUCUAUACCUUUGAGUCCCUCAUCAAGAUGCUGGCCCGGGGCUUCUGCAUUGACAACUUCACAUUCCUCCGGGACCCCUGGAACUGGCUGGACUUCAGCGUCAUCACCAUGGCGUACCUGACGGAGUUUGUGGACUUGGGCAACAUCUCAGCCCUGAGAACCUUCCGGGUGCUGCGGGCCCUGAAAACCAUCACGGUCAUCCCAGGGCUGAAGACGAUUGUGGGGGCCCUGAUCCAGUCCGUGAAAAAGCUGUCGGACGUGAUGAUCCUCACCGUCUUCUGCCUGAGUGUCUUUGCGCUGGUGGGGCUGCAGCUCUUCAUGGGAAACCUGAGGCAGAAGUGCGUGCGCUGGCCCCCGCCCUUCAAUGACACCAACACCACGUGGUACGGCAACGACACGUGGAACGGCAACGACACGUGGAACGGCAACAACACGUGGAACGGCAAUGACGCGUGGAACGGCAAUGACACGUGGAACGGCAAUGGCACGUGGAACAGCCAUGAGAGCUGGGCCAGCAACUCGACCUUUGACUGGGAUGCCUACAUCAGUGACGAAGGGAACUUCUAUUUCCUGGAGGGUGCCAAUGACGCCCUGCUCUGUGGGAACAGCAGCGAUGCUGGGCACUGCCCCGAGGGUUACGAGUGUAUCAAGGCUGGGCGGAACCCCAACUACGGCUACACCAGCUACGACACGUUCAGCUGGGCCUUCCUGGCCCUCUUCCGCCUCAUGACCCAGGACUACUGGGAGAACCUCUUCCAGCUGACCCUUCGAGCUGCUGGCAAGACCUACAUGAUCUUCUUCGUGGUCAUCAUUUUCCUGGGCUCCUUCUACCUCAUUAACCUGAUCCUGGCGGUAGUGGCCAUGGCGUAUGCAGAGCAGAACGAGGCCACCCUGGCCGAGGAUCAGGAGAAAGAAGAAGAGUUUCAGCAGAUGCUGGAGAAAUUCAAAAAGCAGCAGGAGGAGCUGGGGAAGGCCAAGCCUGCCCAGGCUCUGGAAGGCGGGGAGGCAGAUGGGGACCCAGCCCACGGCAAAGACUGCAACGGCAGCCUAGACACAUCGCUGGGGGAGAAGGGGCCUCCCCGGCAGAGCUGCAGUGCAGACAGCGCUAUCUCAGACGCUAUGGAAGAGCUGGAAGAGGCCCACCAGAAGUGCCCACCGUGGUGGUACAAGUGUGCCCACAAAGUGCUCAUAUGGAACUGCUGCACCCCAUGGAUGAAGUUCAAGAGCAUCAUCCACCUGAUUGUCAUGGACCCCUUCGUGGACUUGGGCAUUACCAUCUGCAUUGUGCUCAACACCCUCUUCAUGGCCAUGGAGCAUUACCCCAUGACAGAGCACUUUGACAACGUGCUCACUGUGGGCAACCUGGUCUUCACCGGCAUCUUCACAGCAGAGAUGGUACUGAAGCUCAUCGCCAUGGACCCCUACGAGUACUUCCAGCAGGGCUGGAACAUCUUCGACAGUAUCAUCGUCACCCUCAGCCUGGUGGAACUGGGCCUGGCCAACGUGCAAGGGCUGUCCGUGCUCCGCUCCUUCCGACUGCUGCGGGUCUUCAAGCUGGCCAAGUCGUGGCCAACGCUGAACAUGCUCAUCAAGAUCAUCGGCAACUCGGUGGGCGCUCUGGGCAACCUGACGCUGGUGCUGGCCAUCAUCGUGUUCAUCUUCGCCGUCGUGGGCAUGCAGCUGUUUGGCAAGAGCUACAAGGAGUGCGUGUGCAAGAUCGCGGCCGACUGCAGCCUGCCCCGUUGGCACAUGCACGACUUCUUCCACUCCUUCCUCAUCGUCUUCCGCAUCCUGUGUGGGGAGUGGAUCGAGACCAUGUGGGACUGCAUGGAGGUGGCCGGCCAGGCCAUGUGCCUCACAGUCUUCCUCAUGGUCAUGGUCAUCGGCAACCUAGUGGUCCUGAACCUCUUCCUGGCCCUGCUGUUGAGCUCCUUCAGUGCCGACAGCCUGGCCACCUCAGAUGAGGAUGGCGAGAUGAACAACCUGCAGAUCGCCAUUGGGCGCAUCAAGUGGGGCAUUGGCUUUGCCAAAGCCUUUCUCCUGGGACUGCUGCACGGCAAGAUCCUGAGCCCCAGGGAAAUUAUGCUCAGCCUUGGGGAGCCCGGGGAGCCCGGGGAGGCCGGGGAGAGCGCCCCAGAGGACGAGAAGAAGGAGCCGCCGCCCGAUGAGGGCGACAAGGACCUGAAGAAGGACAAUCACAUCCUGAACCACGUGGGCCUGGUUGACGGCUCUCCCCCCAGCAUCGAGCUGGACCACCUCAACUUCAUCAAUAACCCCUACCUGACCAUUCACGUGCCCAUCGCCUCCGAGGAGUCCGACCUGGAGAUGCCAACGGAGGAGGAGACCGACACUUUCUCAGAGCCUGAGGAUGGCAAGAAGCCACCGCAGCGCCUCGAUGGGAACUCCUCCGUCUGCAGUACCGCCGACUAUAAGCCCCCUGAGGAGGACCCCGAGGAGCAGGCUGAAGAGAACCCCGAUGGGGAGCAGCCUGAGGAGUGCUUUACGGAGGCCUGCGUGCAACGCUGCCCUAUCCUCUACGUGGACAUCUCCCAGGGCCGUGGGAAGAUGUGGUGGACACUCCGCAGGGCCUGCUUCAAGAUUGUCGAGCACAAUUGGUUCGAGACCUUCAUCGUGUUCAUGAUCCUGCUCAGCAGCGGAGCCUUGGCCUUCGAGGACAUCUACAUCGAGCAGCGGCGAGUCAUCCGCACCAUCCUGGAGUACGCGGACAAGGUCUUCACCUACAUCUUCAUCCUGGAGAUGCUGCUCAAGUGGGUGGCCUACGGCUUCAAGGUGUACUUCACCAAUGCCUGGUGCUGGCUCGAUUUCCUCAUUGUGGAUGUCUCCAUCAUCAGUCUGGUGGCCAACUGGCUGGGCUACUCGGAGCUGGGUCCCAUCAAAUCCCUGCGGACGCUGCGGGCCCUGCGUCCCCUGAGGGCGCUGUCCCGAUUUGAGGGCAUGAGGGUGGUAGUGAAUGCCCUCUUGGGAGCCAUCCCCUCCAUCAUGAAUGUGCUGCUUGUCUGCCUCAUCUUCUGGCUCAUCUUCAGCAUCAUGGGUGUCAACCUGUUCGCCGGCAAGUUCUACUACUGCAUCAAUACCACCACCUCUGAGAGGUUUGACAUCUCCGAGGUCAACAACAAGUCCGAGUGUGAGAACCUGAUGCACACAGGCCAGGUCCGCUGGCUCAACGUCAAAGUCAACUAUGACAACGUGGGUCUAGGCUACCUCUCCCUCCUGCAGGUGGCCACCUUCAAGGGCUGGAUGGACAUCAUGUAUGCGGCCGUGGACUCCCGGGAGAAGGAAGAACAGCCCCAGUAUGAGGUGAACAUCUACAUGUACCUCUAUUUUGUCAUCUUCAUCAUCUUUGGGUCCUUCUUCACCCUCAACCUCUUUAUCGGCGUCAUUAUCGACAACUUCAACCAGCAGAAGAAGAAGUUCGGAGGGAAAGACAUCUUCAUGACGGAGGAACAGAAGAAAUACUACAAUGCCAUGAAGAAGCUUGGCUCCAAGAAGCCUCAGAAGCCAAUUCCCCGGCCCCAGAACAAGCUCCAGGGCAUGGUGUACGACUGCGUGACCAAGCAGGCAUUCGACAUCACGAUCAUGAUCCUGAUCUGCCUCAACAUGGUCACCAUGAUGGUGGAGACGGACGACCAGAGUCAACUCAAAGUGGACAUCCUGUACAACAUCAAUAUGGUCUUCAUCAUCAUCUUCACCGGCGAGUGCAUGCUCAAGAUGCUCGCCCUGCGCCAAUAUUACUUCACCGUCGGCUGGAACAUCUUCGACUUCGUGGUCGUCAUCCUGUCCAUCGUGGGCCUCGCGCUCUCCGAUCUGAUCCAGAAAUACUUCGUGUCCCCCACACUGUUCCGAGUGAUCCGCCUGGCCCGGAUUGGGCGUGUCCUGCGGCUGAUCCGUGGGGCCAAGGGCAUCCGGACUCUGCUCUUCGCCCUCAUGAUGUCCCUGCCGGCCCUCUUCAACAUCGGCCUCCUCCUCUUCCUGGUCAUGUUUAUCUACUCCAUCUUCGGCAUGUCCAACUUUGCCUACGUCAAGAAGGAGUCGGGCAUCGAUGACAUGUUCAACUUUGAGACUUUUGGCAAUAGCAUCAUCUGCCUCUUCGAGAUCACCACGUCGGCUGGCUGGGACGGGCUCCUCAACCCGAUCCUCAACAGCGGGCCCCCCGACUGUGACCCGACACUCGAGAACCCGGGCACCAGCGUCAGGGGUGACUGUGGCAACCCCUCCAUCGGCAUCUGCUUCUUCUGCAGCUACAUCAUCAUCUCCUUCCUCAUCGUGGUCAACAUGUACAUCGCCAUCAUCCUGGAGAACUUCAAUGUGGCCACCGAGGAGAGCAGCGAGCCCCUCGGCGAGGACGACUUCGAGAUGUUCUACGAGACAUGGGAGAAGUUCGACCCCGACGCCACGCAGUUCAUUGCCUACAGCCGCCUCUCAGACUUCGUGGACACCCUGCAGGAGCCGCUGAGGAUCGCCAAGCCCAACAAGAUCAAGCUCAUCACGCUGGACCUGCCCAUGGUGCCGGGGGACAAAAUCCACUGCCUGGACAUCCUCUUUGCCCUCACCAAGGAGGUCCUGGGCGACUCUGGGGAAAUGGACGCUCUCAAGGAGACCAUGGAGGAGAAGUUCAUGGCCGCCAACCCCUCCAAGGUCUCCUACGAGCCCAUCACCACCACCCUCAAGAGGAAGCACGAGGAGGUGUGUGCCAUCAAGAUCCAGAGGGCCUAUCGCCAGCACCUGCUCAAGCGCACGGUGAAGCAGGCGUCCUACAUGUACCGUCACAGCCAGGACGGUAGUGGGGACAGUGGCCCAGAGAAGGAGGGCCUGAUCGCCACCACCAUGAGCAAGAUGUACGGCCACGGGAAUGGGAACAGCGGCGUGCCGAGCACGGGUGAGGAAAGGGGCUGGACAGGGGACACCGGACCUGCCAUUGGGUUCACGCCCAUGAGCCCCUCGGAUGCUGCCCUCCCUCCCUCCCCACCCCUGGGGCAGACAGUGCGCCCGGGGGUCAAAGAGUCUCUUGUCUAGUAGCAGCAGCGAGGUAGCCAGCUGAGCCUGGCACAGCCCCCCAAAACUCACUCAUGGUACCUGCUUGCUGAGGGAGCAGGCUUUGAGUCUACCGCUGACCGGCUCCCUGUCGGGGACAGGUUGUGGCCACGCUGGGGCUGACACCCAGGCCAUGGAAAAUGGGAAUUGCCCUCGGAGGCUCCACCCUGGGCCUGAGGCUCCCCCCACCUCCCCCCUGCUUCCCUGGUUUCUCACUUCAAGUUGCUCUCACCCCCUCACGGGCCUCUCCUCUUGGGGGAGGUUGGAACACCAGAGAUCUCUGCCCCCCACGCGGGGGAGGAGCCAGCCUACAGUGGAGGGAUGAGCUGUCGUCUUGCCACCAGAGUCUUAAGGGCUACAGGCCCCCCCAGGCCUCUCCCGGAUAAAGAUGUCUUAACUCAGUGAGAGCGGACACCUGACCCAGGGCCUGCCAAGCCUCCCCUGACUGGGAUACAGCUUCGUCCUGCCAGCCCACGAAUUUCCUGGAGAAGAGAAACGUCACUGGUCCACAAGUGGCUCCCCGAGUCCGAUUGGCCACUGGAUCCUGAUGCAUCUGGCGGGGCUUGUGGCCCCUGAAACCACAUCCCGCUUUGUCCAUUGUGCAGCCCCUGGCUCCCUGGCUGGCCCCUGGGGGAAGAGCUGGAGGGAGGAGUCCACUCAAGAACCAUCUUCUUCUAGGAAGCAUGGCGGGUUGAUAGAGGUGGGGUCCCGCCAGCCGCAUCACUGCACAGGAGGCUUCCUUGGCCAGAGCGCCCAGACCUGGGGCGGGGGCAGGGACCCUGGAGCUCAGGAGGUAGAUUUCCCCGAUCAGCACCACAGGGCUCUCUGUAGCCUCACCCAGCCUCAUCCCCCACCACACCCAUCUCUUCCUCCCUCCUCAUCCUUCUCUCCCCCUCCUCAAAGUGGUCCCAAGAGUGUUGUCGCCGAGCCCAUGUUAGACAUUUCAACCCUGGGACAUGCACAGCUCACCUGGCUCCGGUCCCGCUGCCUGGCACGCCAGGCAGCAUCUUUGUUGGUACCACUGGUCUGGGUGUGGCCGUGCCAGGCCUCUUCUGUCGCUCAGAGAACGGACGGAGGCCGAGCCCAGAGGGGGCAGUGAGACACCUGCUCAGGCGUCACUGGAUUUACUCACGUGCGCGUGUGCCUUGUGUCUGCUUCACGCCUGUGUGUACAGCUGCGUGUGUGCUCAAGCCCACGAAGCACUGUGUCCCGCCUGUGUGUGUGUGUAUUGUGUCAAUGUGCCUCUGUAGUCUGGUGUGUGUGUGUGUGUGUGUCCUAGGCAAGUGUGCCUGUGCUGUGUGGAUGAGUGUGAACGUGUCUGGUAAGGCUUGCACGUUGAGUCCCCGUUGCCCUUAGUUCCUCUUCUCUCUCUUGUUUCUUGUGAACAGUUUGAUUAAAACUCAGGAAGCAGCGAAACCUCCAAAACAACGUGGGUGUGUGGGUGUGGGUGUGUGUGGGUGUGUGCCUGUGUGCGUGCGUGUGCCCACAGGCUGGAGCCUUCCUUUCUGUCUGCCCUACUCUCUGGCCUCCUUGCCACCCAUUGUCCCUUCUUCCUAUUCCGUUCAUCACACCCAUUGCCCCAGCCCCACUCCCCGUCUCUUGCCUGUGUCCUCCGUGGAAAGGAGGCCCUACUCCUUCUACCUUCCUGCAACCGUCUGUCUCUUGCUUCAGAAGAUGCGCCCUAGAGAGGGCAGCCUCCUCCCUGACCAGCACCCUGCCCCCUGCCCUUCCCUCAAACUGGGGCCCCAAACUGGGGUGGCCCAAAGAGCCUCUGCAUCUGUUGGACUGGAUACUCACCACUGGACUUCAUACAGACUGCAGAGCCUCCCCUGCCUAUGGCCCCCUCCCCUGCACACCCACACCCAUUCCCACUCUGUCUGGGUGGGAACAGACCCAAGCCAGGCUGGCAGGCAGGCUCCUUUGUACAGUUCUUAUAAUAAACCUUCCCCGCCCACCCCCCUCCCCGGGUGCCUCUCAUGUGCAGGCUUCUUCCUUCUGCACCUCCUUGUGUGGACGUUGACAGGGUCUGAGGGCUGCUAGAAGCAAGAAGGGCUGGUGGGGAUUGGAGCCAAAUGGGGAAGACUUGGGGGACCUCAGGGUGGGUAGAGGGCAAGAUAAGGAGGGCCCCAACUCCCUUUCUGGCCCAGUCCAGCUCUCUCCUGCCCCCCCCCUCCAAAAGGAGACUUGGGUUUUGAAAAUUAAUAAAGGGAAGCCUCACUAAAACGGAGUUGGGAGGUUCAGCUGGGGGAGCUGUCAGGCUCCACCGCUCCUCAUCAAUUGCAGACCCAAGAGGAGGAGGUGGACCUUGCAGUGGCUACCACUUUACUAUCUGGCAGGGAGAGGAAAGGCUUUCCUCCUGCCCUGGCAACAGCCCAGCCAAUGAGAGACACUCAGAACUCAGCCAAUGAGAAGCCACCACACUCCCUACUCCCACUUUCCUCCAAUAGACUUUGUGUUUACAACAGCCUUCCCAAAGUCCCCCUUUCCUCUAUAAAGGAGCCGGUUCUCCCCUU